Molecule: messenger RNA, 3520 nt
Organism: Equus caballus (horse)
Lineage: Eukaryota; Metazoa; Chordata; Mammalia; Perissodactyla; Equidae
Gene: NR1I2
Product: nuclear receptor subfamily 1 group I member 2
Biological process (GO): cell differentiation; positive regulation of transcription by RNA polymerase II; negative regulation of transcription by RNA polymerase II
Molecular function (GO): nuclear receptor activity; zinc ion binding; RNA polymerase II cis-regulatory region sequence-specific DNA binding
Source: RefSeq, a predicted model, not a curated record
AUGUGCUGGACUUGGGACUUGGGAGUGCCGGACGGGUGGCGCUCAGAGCCUACACUGACCUGGACUGAAAUGUAGGUGAGAGACAAGAUUGACUCAUAUGCUGGGAAAUAACAGCCUGUGACCAGGACAGGCAAGACGCAGGACAGCCUCGACCUCAGCGGGAACCGCCGCCUCUCCCCCCCAGCGAAGUAUUCACUCCUGCGAAACGCAAAAGGUUGAGCCAGAACUUUCCAGUCUUUCCCAAGGCAGCUCCUUCAGGGGUAUUGAUGUGUUGGUUGAUCCUCUGUUCCUGAUUGUUCAAAGUGGACCCCAGAGGAGAAGUCACACCAAAGAAGUUACCACGAAGCAGUGCAAGGGGCCCAGAAGCAAAGCUGGAGGUGAGACCUGAAGAGAGCUGGAACCAUGCUGACCUUGUGCGCUGCAAAGAAGCAGACUCCACUCCUGGAAAGCCGGCCAUCAAUGCCCAUGAGAGAGAUGGGGGUCCCCAAAUCUGCCGUGUAUGUGGGGACAAGGCCACUGGUUAUCACUUCAACGUCAUGACAUGUGAAGGAUGCAAAGGCUUUUUCAGGAGGGCCAUGAAACGCAACGCCCGCCUGAGGUGCCCCUUCCGGAAGGGCACCUGCGAGAUCACUCGGAAGACCAGGCGACAGUGCCAGGCCUGCCGCCUGCGCAAGUGCCUGGAGAGCGGCAUGAAGAAGGAGAUGAUCAUGUCCGACGCGGCCGUGGAGCAGAGGCGGGCCUUGAUCAGGAGGAAGAAGAGGGAACGGAUUGGGACUCAGCCCCCUGGAGCCAAGGGUCUGACCGAAGAGCAGCGGAUGAUGAUCAGGGAGCUGAUGGAUGCUCAGAAGAAAACCUUUGACAUCACCUUCUCCCAUUUCAAGAAUUUCCGGCUGCCCGAGGUGCUUAGCAGUGGCUGUGAGAUUCCAGAGUCUUUGCAGGCUCCAUCACGGGAAGAGGCUGCCAGGUGGAGCCAGAUCAGGAAAGACCUGUGUUCCGUGAAACUCUCUCUGCAGCUGCGGGGGGAGGAUGGCAGCAUCUGGAACUACAAACCCCCAGCCGAAGGCAGUGGGAAAGAGAUCUUUUCCCUGCUGCCCCACAUAGCUGACUUGUCCACCUACAUGUUCAAAGGCAUCAUCAACUUUGCGAAAGUCAUCUCCCACUUCAGGGACUUGCCCAUCGAGGACCAGAUCUCCCUGCUGAAGGGGGCUACCUUUGAGCUGUGCCAACUGAGAUGCAACACGGUGUUCAAUGCAGAGACUGGGACCUGGGAGUGUGGUCGGCUGUCCUACUGCCUGGAAGACCCUGCAGGGGGCAUCCAGCAGCUUCUCCUGGAGCCGCUGCUGAAAUUCCACUACAUGCUGAAGAAGCUGCAGCUGCACAAGGAGGAGUAUGUGCUAAUGCAGGCCAUCUCCCUCUUCUCCCCAGAUCGCCCAGGUGUGGUGCAGCGCAGGGUGGUGGACCAGCUGCAGGAGCAAUUCGCUGUCACCUUGAAGGUCUACAUCGAAUGCAAUCGGCCCCAGCCAGCCCACCGGUUCCUGUUUCUGAAGAUCAUGGCUAUACUCACCGAGCUUCGCAGCAUCAACGCCGAGCACACCCAGCGGCUGCUGCGCAUCCAGGACAUACACCCCUUUGCUACCCCCCUCAUGCGGGAGUUGUUCAACAUCACAGAUGGCUGAGCAGCGGCCCCUGGGCUAGCCCCCAUGGGGGCAGCCAGAGCCAGAGCCCUUGGAGCCGCCACUCCUGGGGCUAGAAAGAUGGACUCCACUGAGAGCCUACAGUGCCCGACAGGUCCUGCCUCUCCAGGGAACACACAAUGACAGCUCUGAGGAUGCUGGCUAGUAUUCAUCAGGAGGGAACAUGGGUCCUCUCAGCCCCCAGCUCAGUCUGUGGAGAAUGAAGCCAUUGACCCUUAAAUGGAGAGUGCACUGGCCUAUAGGUCAGGCCCAUUGAGAGGCAAGGCCACCCUUCCCUUAGAAGGCCCAGUGGUCUGGGGAUCUAGUGUUAUGGUGGGAGAGGGGAAAGGGUGACUGGGGGUGGGCCAUCGAGGGUCUGUGCCCAUACCCGAGUUCAUUAGCUUCUUGGGUGUUUUCACUGCUACCUCUAGCACCCUUGUCUCCCACUUCUCACUCAUUCCCAACCCACAGCCUCCUGUCCUGAGCUGCUCUGAGUUCCAGGCCUGUGUCCAUCAGCAGAUGCAUUAGUGACUGUGGGAGUAUUCUCGAGAGAAGCCAGAAGCCUGCACCAAAUGUCAGAAGCUGCUCAGGACUUCCCUAUCUUUUUAUUCUUCCCUCCUCCUGACACCUCAUUCUGUCUCUACAUCCAAACAUGCUAUUAAGCACCAAACAAUAAGCAACCUGCUGUGGGGUAACGCUCACUCAGAAAUGGAUCCUGACUUUCAAGUUUAUGGUUCAGUAAAGAAAACAAAGCAGAAACACACGUAACUUUGAUCAAAAGAAGUGAUGUGGCGUAAGCAGCAUAAAGGAUGUCUUUGUGUGGAUGCUGAGCUACGCUGGGGUUGUGUGUGCACUCAGGACCCAAGAGAGGGAUCCCUGGAACCUGUGCCCAAGGCAGGGAGGGCACUAGCUGGCUGUGUGCACGUGUGUGUGUCUGCUCCACAUCUGAGCUGGGGUGUGGGUUGCUCCCGAAGCUGGAACCCUGGGGUGCUCGCUGUGACAGGCUACGUUGCCAGGCAGUUAAUAAAUGCGCUGGAUAUGUGUGCACUGUAUGUUUCCAUUUACACAUCUAUUUGCAAAGUUAAAGAGGAUGAAAGUGUCUGUUUUAUUUAUAGCCAUUUUGAGUAAAAUUUUUUUGCAUUUUUCAUAAACUACGUUUUAACUAAUUUUACAUAAAGCAUUCCACACCUAAGAACUAGGCUUAUCAAAUCCUAAGUUUAAUGUCAAAUCAAGGUAAGAGGACUUACAGAAUUAACUUUGGGUAGAGAUUUAAACCUUUUUUCUUCUUUUUUUGCCUUCUUUUCUGGGGAAGAAAGAAAUGUGGGGGUGGAGAAAUAGAAAUAUAUAUUAUGUAUAUAAUAUAUAUAUAUAUUUCACUACUUAUUUUACUAUUGCCCUUUACACAUCUGCAGACUCUUCGUGUAAGAACAUAAAAAUGCAUUAUUUAACUUGGUUUGCUCAUAAAAUGAUGGUUCUACCUAAAAAUUUAAAGUAUGUGCAUAAUUUAAAAUGUACUAACAAUUAAUUUUAAAUAUCUCAUUUCGUUGCAAAUGAAGCUACAAGUUAACUGAAUUUUAAGGAACAGAUACUCAUUCAGCUUUUACUAUUUUACAGGAAGCAGGCCAAACUUUGAGAACUUAAGAAAUCACUGACACUAUAAAUCAAAGCCAGCAAACAUAUUCCUUGCCACCCUCCAGAUUUCCCAGCCUCUUCUGCAUCAAGGAGAUUCAGAACACACUCAUUUUUAGAAAAGAAACUGAGGGAAAAAAGAGCUCCUCUCUCCAAAUACAAUGACUACAGCUUUCGCCCCCAGGAAUUUUGUCUAAUUAUACUCGUUUGGAAAUAUG